AUGUCGCUUUCCGUCAAAGAGAAGACGGUAGUUAACUGGGUUUUACGAGCUUUAAAACUUCUGAUUUGUAUAUUCGUGGUUGUGGCUUCCAUAUCUUCGAGAUUGUUUGCAGUCGUUAAAUUCGAAUCUAUUAUUCAUGAAUUUGAUCCCUGGUUCAAUUUUAGAGCUACUAAGCUACUUACUGAGACCUCAUUCUACAACUUCUUAAAUUGGUUUGAUUCACGUACUUGGUAUCCAUUAGGCAGAGUCACAGGGGGCACUUUAUACCCUGGAUUGAUGACUACUGCGUCUUUGAUUUGGAACAUUUUACAUAAGAUAGGUAUUCCAAUCGACAUUAGAAACGUUUGUGUCCUGUUUGCUCCUAUUUUCUCCUCGCUCACUGCAUGGGCUACUUAUAAACUAGCCUCAGACAUCAAGGAUACCCGUACUGGUCUCUUAGCUGCUGCCUUCAUUGCUAUAGUCCCGGGUUAUAUAUCUCGUUCUGUAGCAGGUUCUUAUGAUAAUGAAGCCAUUGCUAUCACGUUGCUCAUGUUAACUUUCAUGUUUUGGAUUAAAUCUAUCAAGACUGGUUCUAUCCUUCAUACUAUCGGUGCCUCCCUGUGCUAUUUCUAUAUGGUCUCUGCAUGGGGUGGUUAUGUUUUUAUUACCAAUUUGAUUCCUUUCCAUGUCUUUUGUUUGCUUCUAAUGGGUAGAUAUUCUAAUCAAAUCUAUGUCUCUUAUACCACUUGGUUUGUCUUGGGUACCGUUGCAUCCAUGCAAAUUCCCUUUGUCGGCUUCUUACCUAUUCGUUCAAACGACCAUAUGAGUGCUCUAGGUAUCUUUGGUUUGUUACAAAUCGUUGCAUUCGGUAAUUUCAUUAAAAAAAGUUAUUCGCAAAAUAAUAAUAAUAGUAAUUCUAACGGUAACUUGAAAAAAGUUAUGGUUUUUUCAUUUUUGGCUGUUUGCAUCCUGGGUAUCCUUUUAUUAAUUUUGGCCACUUAUUUUGGUUUAAUUGCUCCAUGGACAGGUAGAUUCUAUUCCCUUUGGGACACUAACUACGCAAAGAUCCAUAUCCCAAUCAUUGCUUCCGUCUCUGAACAUCAACCAGUGGCAUGGCCUGCAUUUUUCUUCGACACCCAUUUCUUAAUAUGGUUGUUCCCUGUAGGUGUUACUCUGCUCUUCUCAGAAUUGAAAAACGAACAUGUCUUUAUUAUCGUCUACUCAGUUCUAUGUUCCUAUUUCGCUGGUGUUAUGGUUAGAUUGAUGCUGACUUUGACCCCAGUUAUUUGUAUCGCAUCCUCCGUCGCCUUAUCUCAAUUAUUCGACACAUAUUUGAAUUUCUAUGAUCUAUUCAAAUUUUGGCAAAAUGGGUCCUCGUCUAGGCAAAACUCUACAAACAAAGACACUAAAUUGAAUUUUUUCAAAUUCUUAUCUAAACUUAUCGUGUCCGGUUCAUUCAUCUUUUACCUUUAUAUCUUUGUCUACCAUUGUACGUGGGUUACUCAAAACGCUUACUCGUCGCCAAGUGUGGUGUUGCCAUCGCAGACCCCUGAUGGAAAAAUGGCUCUAAUUGAUGACUUUAGAGAAGCUUACUAUUGGUUACGUAUGAACACAGAUGAGGACAGUAAAGUUGCCGCAUGGUGGGAUUAUGGGUAUCAAAUCGGUGGGAUGGCCGAUCGUACUACAUUGGUAGACAAUAAUACAUGGAAUAACACUCAUAUUGCGCUUGUAGGUAAAGCUAUGGCUUCUAACGAGGACCGUGCAUACGAGAUCUUUAACGAAUUGGAUGUGGACUAUGUUCUUGUUGUUUUUGGCGGGCUCUUGGGAUUUGGUGGUGAUGAUCUAAACAAGUUCCUAUGGAUGAUUCGUAUCAGUGAGGGGAUCUGGCCAGACGAAGUCAAUGAAAGAUCCUUUUUCAGUACUACUGGAGAAUAUAGAGUGGAUUCCUCAGCUACUCAAGUGAUGAAAGAUUCUAUUAUGUACAAGAUGUCGUACCAUAAUUUCCCUUACUUGUAUGGUGAAAACUCUGGUGGUGUUGAUCAUGUUAGACAGCAAUUGAUUAAACCGGAAGAUGUUGGAGAUUUGAAAAGAUUUCAUGAAGUAUUUACCAGUGAGAAUUGGAUGAUUAGAAUAUAUAAAUUGAAUGAAAGAGAUAAUGAAGGAAGAGAUAGUGAAUUUUCUGUAUUCAAGAAUAAGUCGGUAGCAAAUGAUAACAACAGUAACGUUGAAGGAGUUGACGGUUCCAGAAGAAGAAGAAGAAGAAGAAGACAACAAUAUUCGUUAUUAGAUGCUUCUGAAUUGCGUAUUUGA
This is a messenger RNA of Arxiozyma heterogenica, 2289 nucleotides long. RefSeq names its product dolichyl-diphosphooligosaccharide--protein glycosyltransferase subunit STT3 (gene STT3). Gene Ontology annotation, cellular component: membrane. Gene Ontology annotation, molecular function: dolichyl-diphosphooligosaccharide-protein glycotransferase activity. Gene Ontology annotation, biological process: post-translational protein modification. The transcript has a single exon. The coding region runs from base 1 to 2289 and encodes 762 amino acids. The record is from RefSeq and is a predicted model, not a curated record. NCBI's taxonomy places the organism in Eukaryota, Fungi, Ascomycota, Saccharomycetes, Saccharomycetales, Saccharomycetaceae.